CCGGCGUUGCCAGGUGCCACGAAAGCGGGCAGAAGAAGGGCAGCGAGGCGAAAUGAAGUGAGAAAACAGCAAACCACAAUAAACUCAGUAGUAUUAUUAAGCGAAAAGCGCGGCGCGCUCACAAUGUCUCCGACUGCGAACGGCGGCGGUUGUUCUACCAGCGAGUGAGCGCAGCGCCAGCCCACACACCAGCCGACGGCCGCGGGCCACAACAACAAAUAGUCGCGCACAGGCAAAUAACAAUAACAAUGAGAGUGGCGAACGCAGUGCACGUAGGGCGCGGCGCAAGUAAAUGAUUUAAAUCGAAAUUCGAAUUUAACACACGCUGCGAUGACCGUUUGAGGCGGGCCAGCGGCAGGAGACAAAAGAACCCCACGGCGGCGCAAAAGAAAGGCGAAGAAAGUCCAAAAAUCAGGCCAAACCGAUUUGUUUUUUUUUCUCUCUCUGUUUUUUUCUGUUCUCUCCGUUUGUUGUUGUUUUCGUGGUCGUGUGUGGCAAAAACCAAAAAAAAAAAGAGAGCUCUUGAAAUGGAAUUCCUGGAGAACCUGUGCAAAACGCUGCAGAGCCUGCUGUCCUCCUACAUCGACCUGGACUACUCGCUGUGGCUCUACCGCUUCCUCACCCCCCUGAUCGUCACCUUCCUGCUGCCGCUCGUCUUCGUGGCCCUCAUCUACAUUUCCUUCCUGGUGCUUUUCAUCUACAAGUUGCACAGGCAGGUGAUCAUGCGGGCGGUGCAGGGCGACCGCAACUUCUGGCGGGUGGGCCGCAAGAUCGUGGCGGCCAUCUGGGACGCGCACGCGCGCAUCUACCACGGCUACGAGGUGAUCGGGCUGGAGAACGUGCCGCAGGAGGGGCCGGCGCUGAUCGUCUACUACCACGGCGCCAUCCCCAUCGACAUGUACUACCUGAACUCGCGGAUGCUGCUGCAGCGCGAGCGCCUCAUCUACACGAUCGGCGACCGCUUCCUGUUCAAGCUGCCCGGCUGGGGCACCAUCUCGGAGGCCUUCCACGUCAGCCCCGGCACCGUGCAGUCGUGCGUGGGCAUCCUGCGCGACGGCAACCUGCUGGCCAUCUCGCCCGGCGGCGUCUACGAGGCGCAGUUCGGCGACCACUACUACGAGCUGCUGUGGCGCAAUCGCGUCGGCUUCGCCAAGGUGGCCAUCGAGGCCAGGGCGCCGAUCAUUCCGUGCUUCACGCAGAACCUGCGCGAGGGCUUCCGCCAGGUGGGCAUCUUCCGCACCUUCUUCAUGCGGCUGUACAACAAGGUGCGCAUCCCCGUCUACCCCAUCUACGGCGGGUUCCCCGUCAAGUUCCGGACGUACCUGGGCAAGCCCAUUCCCUACGACGAGAGCCUCACGCCGCAGGAUCUGCAAAUCAAGGUGGCCACCGCCAUCGAGGAUCUGAUCAACCAGCACCAGCGGCUGCCCGGCAGCAUCCUGCUGGCCCUGCUGGACCGCCUGCCCUCGUUCCGGAGACGCCUCAAGAAGAAGGACGAGUGAUCCACGCCGCGGUCCGCCUUCCAGCACGUCAAUCCCGUUUCCGUUUAGAGCCUAGCGCAUAGCUUGUAGAGAGAUUAAGAGAUUGACUUUGGUUCUGGCCAUAUGAAGACUACUUUGUUCCAUGUACUUCUCCAUGUACUUCACGUUGUAUAGGCAGCGCCAUAUAUACAUAUAUAUCUCUGUAGAUCCUAAAAAUAAUCUUUGUAAAUGUCUCCCAACUUACCUCUUAUCAUUUGUGAGUCGCAAGUGCUCCGCACUUAAGUGAGCGUGUAAAGAUUUUAAUUAGCCCUAAAGUAAGACCAACUUGAGUCAAACACCGAACAAAGAGAGCCUCUACCUUCAUUUUGUGUGUCGCCUCUUUCUUUUUAGUGUAAUUUUAGACGCAUUAAACAAUUAUAUAAUUAGUUUUGCAUUAAGCCUGCCGUGCAUAUAUCAUUUUUGUACCUUUUUUAUGGCAAAAACAAGACAAAAACCAGAGAAAAAGCAAGGAAAAGAUGAAGUGUGGCUGCCUGAGCGUGUGAGCCUGUCUAAAAGUGUGACUGAGUGUACUAUAUAGUUAAGGAAAUCGCGUGUAACAUAGCUAUAGCAUCGGAGUAUUCCAAGUGACAGGAAUUUUCAAAAGAAAAGUUGAAUAAAUAAUGGAAAAAUAUAAAA
Messenger RNA from Drosophila biarmipes, 2153 nucleotides. Its product is annotated as transmembrane protein 68. The record is from RefSeq and is a predicted model, not a curated record. Gene Ontology annotation, molecular function: acyltransferase activity. Gene Ontology annotation, cellular component: membrane. The coding region runs from base 528 to 1499 and encodes 323 amino acids. Lineage: Eukaryota; Metazoa; Arthropoda; Insecta; Diptera; Drosophilidae. The transcript is spliced from 4 exons.